ACCGGAAGUGUGGCGCGGGAAUUUGAUUCCCCCAGCGGCAGACGAGGAAAGCAUGGCUGCGGUGCCUCCGGACACUUGGCAGCCGCCGACUGUUUCAAUGGAAACCACCAUGGGGCUCAUGAUUUUGGAGCUAUACUGGAAGCAUGCACCCAAAACUUGCAAAAAUUUUGCUGAGCUCUCCAGACGGGGAUAUUACAAUGGCACAAAGUUUCAUAGGAUAAUCAAAGAUUUCAUGAUCCAGGGAGGUGAUCCAACAGGAACUGGAAGAGGAGGAGCAUCUAUCUAUGGCAAACAAUUUGAAGAUGAACUCCACCCAGAACUGAAGUUUACAGGUGCAGGAAUCCUUGCUAUGGCAAAUGCAGGUCCAGAUACAAAUGGAAGCCAGUUCUUUAUUACACUAGCACCAACCCAGUGGCUUGAUGGCAAGCACACUAUCUUUGGUCGUGUUUGCCAGGGAAUUGGGAUAGUCAACAGAGUGGGAAUGGUGGAAACAAAUGCUCAAGAUCGUCCAGUAGAUGAUGUAAAGCUUUUGAAAGUUUUUCCAUCUGGCUAGGCUGAAAUCAUAAAAUUGUUACAUGUAGACUCUUCUCUCCCCCCCCCCCCCCCCCCCCCCCAAAAAAACCCCUGCUGUGUGUCAAGAGAUACCUGCCAGCUUCUUGCAAAGUAAUCUCUACUAAAAUUACCUUCCGGAUUCAUCGUUAACCUUUUUAUUAAAGCUAAAUAAUCAGCAGGUUCCUGAACUAUUUGUGAUGGAUAAAUGCCAUCAAGGUGUGAUAACUGUUAUUGAUAGCAUAAUUUUGUCUUCCAUUUAUGCUUCAUUUGGAAUGUAGCAAAUCAUAUGCAUAAAUAAACAAAAUUUGAAAUAAUCAGGCAACAUGUAGUAUUUUGCAAGUCCUCAUAAAUACCUGUUGACCUAGUGCAGUGUUCACAUGACUCUGGAAAUAAGAUUAGAAUGUUCCAAGUAGAACUAGGAAGUUGAUUUGUUAUCAUUUGUUUAUUAUGUAAUUAUAUAAAAUAUCAUUAAUAAAAUAUAAAAUUUAGGGCCAAAUCAUUCAUACUGACAGUAAUUUCACUCUUGGUCUCAUUUUUAUUCCUCAAAGUCAAGGACACGAAAACUUAUGAUACAUUGUUUGAGUAAAGUGUGUUUGGGUAAAUAAAUACCUUCUUGUUUUUACCAUGAUUAAUAGUUCAGUGCUGCAAAUAAAUACUUACGUAUUUGUACAUAUUUAUUCUGUGUUUAUCUCCAUAAUAUUGCUCAUCUGUAUUUCUUUCAAUUCAUACCUAUAGAUUUUCAUAGUCUUAACACCUAAAAAAAUACAUAUUAGUACCUCAGUACAAAUUUGUACUUUGGUACAAAACAAAUAAUAAUAGGGAUAUGAAAAAUGCAGAGAAAACAGUGCCUAUUUUUGACAGCGAUUGGUUUAACACACCCUAAAACUCAGUUUAUUGGUGACUUGGCAAGUUACACAUUUGUUUAUUACUUUUUAAGUCCAGCUAAGUAUAGUUUAUUCAUUCAAUCUCUAAUGGCACUUUUUGGUGUAUGAAGUUAGCCAGUCACUUGUAAUGCAUUGGUUUGCAUGAACAUUUGAUCUUUAUAUAGACUUGUCUCUGCUUUCAUACAUUUAUGACAGCAAAGACUUUUUUAGUCUCCAAGAUUUCAUUGGAUAGAUGGAAUAUUAUGCUAAUGGCAGACACGCAUAUACAAAUUCAACUCUAAAUUGAAUGGUCAUGAAUUAAGAAAAUGUAAGUAAAGUUAAAAUUCAGGAUGUAUACCUUGAUGAUAAUGGUUGUUCAAAAAGUAAGUGUUCGCAUGAAAUGAACAUUUUUGGACUGGAAACACAUCUGGAAAACAAACCCUUUGCUCUUUUCCUGUUUCGUAUUGUACAUAUGUUGACGCUGCACCAUCUUAGUUAGACUAAAGGGGGCAGUCCUAUUCCACAAGUUUUCUAAGAUGACUGUAGUGAAAUAAUUGAAGAAGUUACUAAUAGCCAUAAGGUGGAGAUAGAGCCACCUUACAGAAAUAUGGCACGGAAAGACAAAAUUUCAAGUAAUGGAAUCAUUCUUGAAUUAUUCAAGAUUGAAACAGUUAAAUGGUGAAAUGAGGCUUGGUAUUUUUAAAAGCAUAUGCAAGAUUUCCAUGUUAUACUCUUUAUU
Notechis scutatus (mainland tiger snake) is the source of this 2154-nucleotide messenger RNA. Lineage: Eukaryota; Metazoa; Chordata; Lepidosauria; Squamata; Elapidae. The record is from RefSeq and is a predicted model, not a curated record.